This is a messenger RNA of Engraulis encrasicolus (European anchovy), 3930 nucleotides long. Its product is annotated as zinc finger protein 37-like. The record is from RefSeq and is a predicted model, not a curated record. Gene Ontology annotation, biological process: regulation of transcription by RNA polymerase II. NCBI's taxonomy places the organism in Eukaryota, Metazoa, Chordata, Actinopteri, Clupeiformes, Engraulidae. The transcript has 16 exons. Gene Ontology annotation, molecular function: DNA-binding transcription factor activity, RNA polymerase II-specific; RNA polymerase II cis-regulatory region sequence-specific DNA binding. The coding region runs from base 414 to 3323 and encodes 969 amino acids.
GAGAGAGAGGACAGCUGGAGCAAAGAACGUGGAUGACGAGUGAGCAUAGGCGUGAACGUGUAUUUUGAAAGAGUGAACUAGCUUUUUAGCACUUAAACAAAAGGAAAACUUGGAGAAAAAACACGGUAAAAAUUUGCGAGGCAUAGAGCGUGUAUUAGACAUUUGUGACAAUAGCAUGAUAACUUAUCCUCCUCCCCUGUAGGUCAGAACAUAGCUAUACGUCGGUCGGACAAACAAACACCGGUGACUGAAGGCGUGCAAAAUCAUUUCGCUUUAAAGUUCACGAAAAGGAACAUAAUCUGCUUCUAUUAUCAUUUGUGUAAACCUGUCAUUUCAAAUUAAUAGGCACCAUAUGUUAUCCCGAAGAAGCCGUUCCAUCAUUCGUUGACUUGAAGUCCCAUAUCUGAACACCAAUGGCCUCUGAUAUAAUUGAGAUUUCUCUCCAUAUCAACGCGAAUCACAAACAAACCUGUAGUGACCUCGAGAAGGCCAGUCUAUUCAUCACAGAAGCAUUGCAGAAUGAGAUCCAGCGGAACACAACUCUGUGCAUGUUAAUCCACCGUAUGGAAGAGAGGGCGGCUGAGAAUGACAGAAUCCUAUCAGAGCAGGUGGAGUCAAGCUGGCAGCUGAAGCUCCAGGUGGAUGAACUACAGAAACAACUGGGGGAUAAAGACAACUCGCUAACACAAGCAACCCAGAGUGUUGCUGUCCUGAAGACUGAACUGAGGGACCUGAAACACCGUCUGAAAGAGAGGGCAGCGGAGAAUGGAAGGAGCCUAUCAGAGCAGGUGGAGUCAAGCUGGCAGCUGAAGCUCCAGGUGGAUGAACUACAGAAACAACUGGGGGAUAAAGACAACUCGCUAACACAAGCAAACCAGAGUGUUGCUGUCCUGAAGACUGAACUGAGGGACCUGAAACACCGUCUGAAAGAGAGGGCAGCGGAGAAUGGAAGGAGCCUAUCAGAACAGGUGGAGUCAAACUGGCAGCUGAAGUUCCAGCUGCUUGAACUACGGACACAACUGGAGGACAAAGACAACUCAUUAAAACAAGCAAACCAGAGUAUUGCUGUCCUGAAGAAUGAACUGGCGGACCUGAAACAGCAGCUGCAGACCCUCCAGAGUAAUCACAGGACAAUCCAGGAAGUGACUGAGCGGCAACAGGAUGAGAGCCUGACCAAUGUUGUGAAAGAGGAUGGUGUCCAGCAGAAUGAUCUUGUUGCAGUCAAAGAGGAAGAUGCUGAUGAUGGAUAUCCUCUUAGUCAAUCAGAUGAGCAUGGCGAUCCUGAGAUGAACGAGGAUGAGGAGCUGGAUGAGGAAGAGGCGCUGGAGGAGGUGGAACAGGCUCCGCCCAGCAUUCCUAUCCCCGCCCCUGCCUCCCCACCAGUCAAGAGGAAACGCGGGCGCCCCCCCAAGAACACCCCCAAGUCCACGCCCACCAAGGCACCCGCAGAUGAGCAUGGCGAUCCUGAGAUGAACGAGGAUGAGGAGCUGGAUGAGGAAGAGGCGCUGGAGGAGGUGGAACAGGCUCCGCCCAGCAUUCCUAUCCCCGCCCCUGCCUCCCCACCAGUCAAGAGGAAACGCGGGCGCCCCCCCAAGAACACCCCCAAGUCCACGCCCACCAAGGCACCCGCAGAUGAGCAUGGCGAUCCUGAGAUGAACGAGGAUGAGGAGCUGGAUGAGGAAGAGGCGCUGGAGGAGGUGGAACAGGCUCCGCCCAGCAUUCCUAUCCCCGCCCCUGCCUCCCCACCAGUCAAGAGGAAACGCGGGCGCCCCCCCAAGAACACCCCCAAGUCCACGCCCACCAAGGCACCCGCAGUGUCAGAUGAGCAUGGCGAUCCUGAGAUGGACGAGGAUGAGGAGCUGGAUGAGGAAGAGGCUCUGGAGGAAAUGGAGCCCAGCGUUCCUAUCCCCACCCCUGCCUCCCCACCCGUCAAGAGGAAACGCGGGCGCCCCCCCAAGAACACCCCCAAGUCCACGCCCACCAAGGCACCCGCAGAUGAGCAUGGCGAUCCUGAGAUGGACGAGGAUGAGGAGCUGGAUGAGGAAGAGGCUCUGGAGGAAAUGGAGCCCAGCAUUCCUAUCCCCGCCCCUGCCUCCCCACCCGUCAAGAGGAAACGUGGGCGCCCCCCCAAGAACACCCCCAAGUCCACGCUCACCAAGGCACCCGCAGAUGAAACGGACACCUCCAGAGAACAGACAAGCCCCUCAUCUGCAGACAUUAGAACGGAAGUGGUGGAGGAAGAAGAUGAAAAGUUAGACAUGACUCCAGUCGUCAGCUCUGAUCCACAUCCAGUCAAGUUUUUGAGAUCAUCAGUGCAAUUAGUUGACUGUUGUGCAACACAAAGUCAUCAAAGAACAACCAGCAAGAACAAUGGAUGGAGAAAAGAUGGAGAAAACUCCAGGAAUGGGAUAGCAGGAAAGGCAUCAGAAUUGCCAUUGUCUCCAGUCCCCAACUUCACAGCCGUCCCAGAGACAGAGGUGGAUAAUGGGAGGCCAUUUAAGUCUCCUGUCUGUGGAGAGGUUUUCUCCAGCAAGUCAGCAAUGGAAAAGCACCAGCAGGACAUUCACACAGGAGAGGAGCCUCAUCUCGAACAAGACCAGCACACACACACAGGAAAAACGCCCUGCCACCACAAACAUCAUGGCAAAUAUGUUACGAGGACAAAUGCUCUCUCCGCACAGAAUCACACUGACACAGGAGACAAGCGUCACCACUGUGACCAAUGUGACAAGAGUUUCUCACAUGCACAAACCCUCAGGAGACACAAGUUCAUCCACACAGGAGAGAAUCCUCACAAAUGUACUGAAUGCAGCAAAUGUUUUAGACAGUUUGAAGGUCUGAUAUUGCACAGGUGCAUUUACACAGGCAAAAAGCUCCACCGCUGUGGAGAAUGUGGCAAGAAUUUCACACAAGCAAACAACCUCGCCAGGCACAAGCUCAUCCACACAGGAGAGAAGCCCUACAAAUGUACUGAAUGCAGCAAAUGUUUUAGAGAUUCUGGAACUCUCAAAAAGCACCAGCGCAUCCACACAGGAGAGAAACCGUACUGCUGUGACCAAUGUAGCAAGACUUUCACACAUGCGAGCACCCUCAAGAUGCACAAGCUUAUUCACACAGGAGAGAAGCCGUACUGCUGUGACCAAUGUGAGAAGCGUUUCUCACGUGUGAGCUUCCUCAGGAUGCACACGCUCGUCCACACAGGAGAGAGGCCCUUUCAAUGUACAGAAUGCAGUAGAUCUUUCAGCCGAGCGGGACGUCUCAAAGAGCACCAGCAGCGCAUUCACACAAGGAGGCAUCUUCCCGAUGCCAAUGAAUGUGGGUGAUCAUCUUCUCAUUUGGGGUAGCUAAGAAGACACCGUUGCACUCACACACAACACAAGCCCACCCAACCGCAACUGUAAACAGUUUGUCAAACGUUCAAAUGUACAACAUCUUGUCACACACCCAUCCACAUUCACACCUGCAUGUUAACACAUGGGUAGAACUAGGCCAUCUUGCAUGCAACACAUACCCAUAUUCACACAUGCGUGUUAACACUUCGGAAGUAGACCAACUCGACAGGCAACAUUUUUUUCAGGUUCAUCUAGUUUAGCAGGCAAUUUUGCUUUUUUCAGUUCUGUUAUAAAUAACUAAACUCAUGUGUGUACAGUUAUUUCCUUGUAAAAACUUGCAAAAGUUUGUUGAGCGACAUCCAAAACUUUUGUACCCAAAAUCAUACAGUUCUAUUUCUGCUUCAAAAAUGAAAUGAAAUGAAAUGUAUGUAUACUGCUGACUGAUCAUUUUCUUAUUCAUUCUCAAUUCUUUGUUUCAUUAUUUUGCCAGUUUUUCUGGAUUUAGAGAAUGGAAAUAUUUUGGUUACCCUAAAUCACCUGUAACAGGAAAGGUUUAUUAAAUAUGAAAGGUUUAUUAAAUGUCAAAGUGAAGAAGAAA